Molecule: messenger RNA, 2263 nt
Organism: Polistes canadensis
Lineage: Eukaryota; Metazoa; Arthropoda; Insecta; Hymenoptera; Vespidae
Gene: Syx5
Product: syntaxin-5
Exons: 5
Coding region: 203-1312 (369 amino acids)
Biological process (GO): vesicle fusion; intracellular protein transport; endoplasmic reticulum to Golgi vesicle-mediated transport
Cellular component (GO): endomembrane system; Golgi membrane; SNARE complex
Molecular function (GO): SNAP receptor activity; SNARE binding
Source: RefSeq, a predicted model, not a curated record
GAGAGAGAGAGAGAGAAAUAGUGAACGUAUGACAUUUGAUCAUAAUGAUUAUGAUAUGGGAUAAAGUGAAUUUGAUAAUUAAACUGUCAUGUGUACGUGUAUAUUAGGAAUUAUAAGUAAAAUAAUAUUACAAAUUUGAGAUAGGCAUUAUUAUAAUAAAGAAAACCUCAAAAUAGGAAUACGUAAAACAUUUGAGGAUGCGAUGCCCGCACGUAGACGACACGUUGGUUACGAGUCAGAAAAUGAUUUAGUGAUUGCAACCUCAAACAGUGAAUGGAGAGGUAGCGAAAAGAAACAACAGUAUAACGAUGAAACUCGUAAUGUCGGUGGUUUAGAAGAAAAUCAUUUGAGACAACGUGAUAUACCACCACAAAUAACAAUGACAGCUCGCGACAGAACUAAUGAAUUUAUUAAUACUAUAAGAACAAUGCAGGACAGAACAGUCGUCAGAACGACUAACCUGCAAAAUCCAAGAAGGGCGAGACAAAUGCAAAAUUAUUCCAAUUUUAUGAUGGUCGUUAAAAGUAUUGGAAAAAACAUUGCCAACACUUACACCAAAUUGGAGAAACUUGCUCUAUUGGCCAAAAAGAAAUCAAUCUUUAACGACAGACAAAUGGAAAUUGAAGAAUUAACUAACAUAAUAAAGACAGAUUUAAAAAGUUUGAAUCAUCAAAUAGGAAAGUUACAAGAUAUGGGAAAAAUGCAAAGAGAAAGUUUCUCUUCAUCUCAAGGGAAUCAUAUCGCUUCUCAUUCUUCAUCUAUAGUGAUGGCCCUACAAUCAAAACUUGCAAAUAUGUCUAAUCAUUUCAAAAGUGUCUUGGAAGUUCGUUCCGAAAAUAUGAAAGAAGAACAAACCAGAAGACAACAAUUUUCGCAAGGAUCUGUAUCUACUAUGUUACCUCCUAGCGUAGUUUCUGGAAAACAAGGUUCCUUAUUACUUCAAGAACAAGAAUCUAGUUCUUCGGUUGCUAUAGAUCUUGAACCAGCAAUGGGUCAAUUGUCUAUGCAACAAAUCCUACAAGAUGAUACGGACUCAUAUGUUCAGUCACGCGCAGAAACUAUGCAAAAUAUUGAAUCGACGAUAGUCGAACUAGGUGGUAUUUUUCAACAAUUGGCUCAUAUGGUUAAAGAACAGGAAGAGAUGGUAGAAAGAAUAGAUAGCAAUAUAGAAUAUACAGAAUUAAAUGUGGAAGCUGCGCAUGGUGAAAUCUUAAAAUAUUUUCAAUCAGUGACAAAUAAUAGAUGGUUGAUGAUUAAGAUAUUUGCUGUUCUCAUAUUUUUCUUUAUCUUUUUCGUAGUAUUUUUGGCAUAAAAUGAUUCUUUCUAGUUCAAGUAUAUAUAUAUGUUCUCAUUUAUCAAUUCUAUUUUAAUAUUUGUAUUCAGUACUUGUGAGAUACAGCAAAUAUAAUUCAAACAAAAAUCUCAUUUUUAUGAGACACGUGUAACAUAGAACUAUAAUAACAUUCAAUUGCAUUCCUUUUACUAAAUUAUUAGUUAUACGCGAGGAUUAAAUAUUAAUUGAAAGUUAUAUGAUCUUUUAAAAAAAAAAAAAAGAAAUACUUAGUUUUUAACUAUAAUUGUAAAAUAGAAAAAGGGACUUCUGAUAUUGGAAAAUAAAUAUAAGAUAUAAGAGGAAAGGAAAAAAAAAAAAAAUAAUAAUUUCACGUGGAAAACAAGUGUUCAUAUUUGUAAAUUUAAAUAAUUAUAUAUAAUUAUCUUUUGUUGCUGCUUGUGCUUAAAAAAAGAAACAAAAAUGAUGCUAUCUUAGAAUUUUAUACGACAUAUGCAAUGCUUAUAUAACAAACAAAAGCCUAGAUAUUUUGUAUAUAUAUAAAAAAAAAAAUGUACGAAGAAUUAUUUAAUGAUAAAUUAUGGAAAUAUUUUAAAAAAUAAAUUACCAUUUAUUUUUAAUCAAUUAAAAUCAUAACGACUAUAGAGUGUUUUACUUCUUAUGCCGAGUGCAAUACUCAAAAUAACAUUAUGCUUUAAAUUUAUUUCAUACUUCAAAAUAGAAAGAGUGUAUUUUUAAUCAGAUGAUUUUUUUUCAAAUUUUUGAUUCUUUUGAAAAAUGUAUAGCAAUUUUUUAAAAAUAUUCUUUUUUUUAUUUAUAGUAAUGAUAUGUAUUAUUAUUAUUGAAAAUUAGCAUAAGUAUGGCAAUGUGGUAAAAAAUUCUUUAAGAAAUUUCGUAAGAUAAUAGUAUAAUAUUUAUUAUACGAUUAAUCGGAUAAUAAACAACGUUAACAAAAUAUGUCCUAAUGGAAAA